Molecule: messenger RNA, 2868 nt
Organism: Trichoderma citrinoviride
Lineage: Eukaryota; Fungi; Ascomycota; Sordariomycetes; Hypocreales; Hypocreaceae
Product: WD40 repeat-like protein
Exons: 7
Coding region: 292-2463 (723 amino acids)
Biological process (GO): DNA replication-dependent chromatin assembly; nucleosome assembly
Cellular component (GO): CAF-1 complex; nucleus
Molecular function (GO): protein binding
Source: RefSeq, a predicted model, not a curated record
CAAAGGUUCUUUGUCGCGGGCCAGCCUCUUUUUUCCAUCUCCCAUCGCCCAUCCUUUGACCUUUCGACAACCUCGAGCCUCUGCCGCCAGCGUCCUGCAUGCGUUUGCGACCAGCUGCCGGCCAGCCCGAGCCUUCAAAAACCGUCUCGUUUCCUCAUCCGGCUUCCCUCAGCACAUCGCAUCAACAACGCCGCAGCGCAACCAUCGUGAUCUUGCACCGCCUCCAAGCGCAGCUCCAGAAGCUCCUCCAUGCAGCUUGUCCAACAGCCGCCCUAAUACGACCGAGUCAGGAUGAAAGCCUCGCCGCUCAUCAUCAAUUGGCAUGAUCAGAAUGCCCCGAUUUACUCGGCCCACUUCGAGCCAAACGGCAAGGGCCGUCUAGCCACGGCUGGUGGUGACAACCACGUGAGGGUCUGGAAGGUCGAAGCCGACGGCCCCGAACGCAAGGUCGAGUAUCUCUCGACGCUCUCCAAGCACAACCAGGCUGUCAACGUGGUGCGAUGGGCUCCCAAGGGAGAGACGAUUGCCUCUGCCGGCGACGACGGCAAUGUCAUCCUAUGGGUUCCCAGCGAGAUCCCAACCACCAACUUUGGAUCGGAAGGCCUAGAUGAUAAGGAGUCUUGGAGAGCCAAGCACAUGUGUCGCUCUAGCGGAGCCGAGAUAUACGACUUGGCAUGGUCGCCAGAUGCCGUUUACUUCAUCAUCGGGAGCAUGGAUAACAUAGCUCGAAUCUACAACGCCAGCUCAGGAACCCUCGUCAGGCAAAUCGCCGAACAUAGCCACUACGUGCAGGGAGUGACUUGGGACCCGUUGAACGAGUACAUCGCAACCCAGUCGUCCGAUCGAUCCGUCCACAUCUACUCUCUCAAGACAAAGGACGGCCAAUAUACCUUGAGCCAGGACGACAAGCUGCCACGGCUAGCGAGCCAUAUCAAGGCAGAUCUCCCUCCUCGACGAAUCUCCUCGAGCAGCCCUGCGCCGCCCGAGUUCGGUCACCGAGCCCAGCUGUCCACCGUGGACUCAGCUACGUCUGUGGGAUCACCGGCCCCCUCAGCCCCGAGCACUCCUACUUCCGCCCCUCUUCCCAUGAACCCGCCGAGCGUGAUCAGUCACAGUCGUCGGUCUUCAAUUUCGUCUCGCCGCUCGGUCUCCCCGGCGCCUUCUCUGCCUCUCCCCGCUGUCAUGCCUAUGGAGACGUCGCCGAAGCCUCACCAUUCGCUCAGCACCAAUUGGGGGCUGGGGGCGAAGAACGCAAGCCUCUACGCGAACGAGACCCUCACGUCUUUCUUCCGACGACUCACGUUUACUCCUGACGGAAGCCUUCUGCUCACGCCAUCCGGGCAGUACCAGACACAGCACCAGACGGACAAGGACGCAAAGCCAACCUAUGAAAUCAUCAAUACAGUCUACAUCUACACUCGAGGUGGCAUCAACAAGCCUCCGAUCGCUCACUUGCCAGGCCAUAAAAAGCCAUCCGUUGUUGUCAAGUGCUCUCCAAUCUUCUACACCCUCCGCCAGUCCCCGCCGGUGACCAAGCAUGUCACCAUUGACACCUCUUCCGCAGAAGAUACCAUUCCUUCCCUCCCGGACCCGGUUUCCAAGCCAUCAACAACGCCAUCUGUCAUGGAGCCUCCCCCGCUACCCACAGCCACUUCGAAUAGCACUGCUACUACUGCUGCCGCCGCCGAAGGGACUGCUCCUUCAAAGGGGACAGCAGCCGAGACCAGCGCCUCAACGCCAGGACCCAAACCCGCCUUUGCGCUUCCGUAUCGGAUGGUGUACGCAGUUGCCACCCAGGAUUCCGUCCUGCUAUAUGAUACUCAGCAAAAGACUCCGAUAUGCAUAGUUAGCAACUUGCACUGCGCGACCUUUACCGAUCUGGCUUGGUCAACUGACGGACUCACCCUCAUUAUCUCGUCGUCGGACGGGUUCUGCUCCACGCUUACCUUUGCGCCUGGCGAGCUCGGCGAGGUUUACAAGGGCGAGGUUGGCGCAAAGGCAGUCUCGGCCAGCCAAAAUGCAUCCACCCCGACUCCCACGGCCAACUUUGCCUCUCCUUCCCCUCUCCCCAGCGGGCCGCAGCAUCAGCCGCGCAGCUCGGCAAAUUCGUUCACGGCGCCCUCUCCGCCAUCUGCAUCGGCGGCUCCAUCCCAUCGCCCAUCCUCGCCGGCAAGGUCCAACUCCACGUCGUCUGUGGCCACACAGCCUUCUGGUGUUGUGAGCAAUCCGCCGCUCAUUAGUGGGAGUGUGCCGUCCAUCACGGCCGCCAGCUCCGGCAGGGUGACGGGCGUGCCGUUGACCACGCCUCCGGAGACCCCCAAAGUGAUCCCCGGACCCGAACCCGUGGGAGCUGCCACUACUGCUACUGCCGGCGUGAAAAGAGACGCCGACGAAGCAGAGAAGGACGAUGGCAAGGAACCCAAGAAGAGGAGGAUCGCUCCAACUCUGAUCUCCAAAUCGUGAUGUCCCUUUCCCUUCCUCCUGCUUGUCUUUUUUUUGGAGCGAGUUAUUGUUAUUCUACGCGAUGCCUCGUCGCCUUCCGGCGGAGCUAGGCAUUCGACGUCGACGAGAUGAGCAACGUGGUCAACCAAUGAUAUAUAUAGAGGGAUGAUGGUAGGUGCCGACUUAUCACUGGCAUAGACUGGCGUUUUGCGAUUUGGCGUUGUCUGUUUUGUUGGUUCCAUGGCAGCAGCUGAGUCCUGCACGAGGUUGCGUUACAUUCCAUUGUUUGUGACUAGGAUGCCAGUUGCUGGAUAUGGGCGAUUUGCCCAGUCAUUUAAGAGGGAGUAGGCAGAAUCGAUAUGGGCAAAAAAAUGCAGCAGCACGGUAGUUUAUUACCCAAGUAGUUAAUCUUAGAGAAGCAAAAUC